UUCCUUGAUAUUCCGUCGACGGAGCAUCUGCGCGACAAUCUGCAGUACUAUACAUCUGGGACACACGUUGCUGGCAUAAACCGCACCCAGGCUGUCUACACCCGCGACUAUAUUCAAGCGCAGGGAAUCGACGCAGAGAUUGUCGAGUACUAUCCGUGGCUGAACUACCCGGCUGACCAGAGGGUUGCGCUAUUCAAUGCAACCACGGGCCAAGUUCACUUUGAGGCUGGGCUCAAGGAAGAUGUUAUUCCAGACGACCCUGCAUCAGAGGAUCCGAACAACCUGCCUGCCUUCCACGGGUACUCCGCCGAUGGCAACGUCACUGGCCAGCUCGUCUAUGCCAAUUACGGAUCGCAUGAGGAUUUCAAGGCUCUCAAGGCGGCUGGAAUUAGCGUAAAGGACAAGAUUGUGCUGGUGCGCUACGGAGAUGUGUUCCGUGGGCUGAAGGUCUACGGAGCCGAGCUGGAUGGUGCUCGUGGUGUCCUGAUCUACUCGGACCCUGCCGAUGAUGGCUACGUCCAAGGUCCGGUCUACCCGGAAGGGCCGUGGAGACCUGAAUCGUCAUUCCAGCGGGGAUCUGUUCUACGGCUGAGCAACUACCCUGGUGACCCGCUAACGCCUGGCUAUGCUUCAACCAAGGAUGCGCCGCGCAUUGAUGUCGACAAGGCAGAGAGUCUGAACCACAUCCCAUCACUGCCUCUGUCAUACCGCGAUGCCGAGCCGCUGCUGCGUGCCUUGAAGGGCCAAGGCAAGCCUGCAAAGGAUGUAGGCGAUAACUGGGUCGGCGGCCUGACAUCGAAGGGUGUUGAGUACUGGACUGGACCCAGUGAGCUCGAUGUCAACCUGCUCAACAAGGUCGAGUACAAGAACACCCCAAUCCAGAACGUUAUCGCCAAGAUCCCAGGGUGGGAAGAGUCUGAGGACACUGUUAUUAUUGGCAACCACCGCGAUGCCUGGUGUGCUGGUGCAUCCGACCCGUCUUCUGGCUCGGCAGCAUUGCUGGAGGUUGCCCGCGGCUUUGGCGAGCUAUUGAAGCAGGGAUGGCGCCCGCGCCGCACCAUCAUCCUCGCAUCGUGGGAUGCCGAGGAGUACGGCCUGGUCGGUUCGACAGAGUGGGGCGAGGACAAGAAAGAUUGGAUUCAUGAGAACACGGUUGCAUACCUGAAUCUGGAUGGUGGUGUGCGUGGGCACGACAUUCAGUUCAAGGCAUCGCCUAAUCUGCGCCCACUCAUAUACGACGUGACCAAACGGGUCAAGCACCCUCACUCGAGCAAGUCUGUAUAUGAUGUCUGGUCUGAGCGCGACAGCGCCAUUCAAAAGCAUCUGAGCAGGCGCCGUAAGCCCGCUGUAGGGCCCUUAGGGUCAGGCAGCGACUACACUGUGUUCCUCAACCACCUGGGCGUGUCCUCGAUUGACUUUGGGUUCAAAGGUGGAUCUGGCGUAUACCACUCAAACUAUGACAGCUUCAAAUGGAUGACGGGCUUUAUUGACCCUGACUUCACCUACCACCGCGCCAGUACACAGAUCUGGGGUGCCUUGACCAUCGCCUUGGCCGACGAACCCGUUCUGCCUUUCGAUGCACGGCAGUACGCCAAAGACCUGCACAAGUACAUUGACGACCUGAAACCCAGCAUAAGAGCGCUGAAGCGGCUCUACAAGGCCGCUGGUGAGCUUGGUACUAGCGCGCGCCAUAUCGAUGCGGAGCGGCGCCAUCUGCAGAAGAAGUACGGCGAUCAGUGCAACAUGACCGGACACCACCGGCUUGUCGUGUGCAGCGACAUUCGCAGCAGCAUCAACCAACGGCUGUACAAGCUGGAGCGCGACUUCAUCGACCCCAUGGGGUUGCCAGGCCGCAAGUGGUACCGACAUGUGCUAGUGAGCCCAGGCAGGCGGCUCGGAUAUGGCUCUCAGACACUACCAGCGCUGGCGGAGGCCAUCGAGGAUGCCGAUUGGAAGCUAUUCAACAGGCUGGUGAAGCACACGGCUGAGAUCAUCAACAGGGCCGCA
Molecule: messenger RNA, 2007 nt
Organism: Linderina pennispora
Lineage: Eukaryota; Fungi; Kickxellomycota; Kickxellomycetes; Kickxellales; Kickxellaceae
Product: Zn-dependent exopeptidase
Exons: 2
Molecular function (GO): carboxypeptidase activity
Source: RefSeq, a predicted model, not a curated record